AUGGUAUAUUUUAAAGGAUCAACUGAUAAAAUAAGUAAAGGUCUUUUAGCUUUGAGUAAUAUGACUACGAAGAGUUACUGCAUAUAUUCUUGUAUAAAUAAGGGAAGAAUAACUAAAAUGAGAAGCUGCAUUAUUUCUAUUCUGUUCAAAAUUUUUACUAUGUUAUUUCUUAUGCUUUUAUGUUUUCUUUUAGAAGAAAAUCUAUCAAUUUCUAUAACAAAAUUCAAUAAAGAUUAUUUAAGGAUGUUAUCAGAGAAAGAGUUAAAAAAUAUGAAUAAAGGUGCGCAUGCCGACAAAUUAUUGGAAAGCUUUUUUGAAUUUCUUAAAGAUGAGAAAACUUCAUUAGAAAGACGGGCAUUUAUAAAGUGGGAAGACAUGUGUUUUUAUAAUAAUGCAAGAUAUUCCCUAAGUGGAAGAUCAUGGGAAGAAAAUAAAUUCCAGAAAUGGUAUGAUAAGAUGCAGAGAGACAUAGGUGAUUUUCGUAUUAAUGCUAUUGAAGAGUACAAUAAGUUGAAGGACAGCUUUUCUACAGACGAAGAAUGUUCUUGUUUUUUUAAAAAGAAAAGAAAGGAAUGGUAUGAAUACAGAAAUAAUACAUACUAUUUGUUUAAGAAAUAUGUAAAAGAUUGUAAAGAAGAGUUGAAUGCAAAAACUGGUAGAAAAAAUACUUACAAAUAUGGUAUAUAA
Messenger RNA from Plasmodium relictum, 687 nucleotides. Its product is annotated as Plasmodium exported protein, unknown function. NCBI's taxonomy places the organism in Eukaryota, Apicomplexa, Aconoidasida, Haemosporida, Plasmodiidae. The transcript has 2 exons. The coding region runs from base 1 to 687 and encodes 228 amino acids. The record is from RefSeq and is a predicted model, not a curated record.